This is a messenger RNA of Acanthoscelides obtectus, 2244 nucleotides long. NCBI's taxonomy places the organism in Eukaryota, Metazoa, Arthropoda, Insecta, Coleoptera, Chrysomelidae. The record is from the annotation of a GenBank genome assembly.
UGUCCACGGUAGGCCAUCUGUGGUCGAGCGGACGUAAGCAUGUUCUGUGACAUGCGGCACAGGUCAUAGAACACGAUCAGUGAUAUGUCCGUCAAGCCACCAUUGUAAAGCAGAACACAGACCUGCACAUGCCGAGUACUGCAACAUGGGACCUUGCUCAGCGUCACUUUCAGGCAUCGUUUCAGAUUCAGAGUCUCGAAAUUCUAUAACGUCAUCUUCAUCAUCUUGGCUGGUUACUGAGUGGUCACAAUGCUCGGAAUCAUGCGGUACAGGUCAUCAAACAAGAUUGGCACUAUGUGAAAACGAAGAGGAAACCUGUUCUGAUUCAAGUAAACCUGAAGUUUCCAGAGCUUGUUCUAGUGAAAAGGAAUGUGGAGGACAAUGGUUCACAGGUCCAUGGGGAAAAUGUUCGGAUUCAUGUCCCGGAAGAGCAAAACAAAAAAGGGAAGUAAUCUGCAUAGUGAAGAUCCGAGGCCAGUCGCACAUUACCAACGAAAUGACUUGCUCUGCACACCUGAAACCAUCUGAGGAACAAGCGUGUGAAGGCAGCUGUCCACCACAUUGGUUCGUAGGUGAAUGGGGACAGUGUGAAGAUUCAUGUCCGGUAGGGGUACAGCGUAGAGAAGUGAAAUGCCUGGAUUCUCACGGCAAAAGGCACAAUGGUUGUGCGGCAGAGGAUAUGCCGGUUUCAAAACGUACCUGCGCAUGUCCAGUAAAGGCUGCUACAGAUAGUCGGGAAAAAUAUAAACCUGCACAAGAUGAGCCAGCUGAUCGAUCGUGUGUUGACAGGAUCCGCAAAUGCAAGUUAGCAGUACAAGCAAGGCUAUGUCAUUAUCCUUAUUACACAACACACUGUUGUGAGUCUUGCCGCAGGGCACAGGAUCUGUUCGACUAAACCAUUGUAAUAUCAAAUAGUUCAGACGUAGACAGAAUUGACAGUCAGAUUUAAUGUUUGGAAUGUAGUAAAAUUUUGAUCUCGUCGCCUGAAGGGUUUCUAAACUGACGCCAACACCUGUAUUGUUUUCUCGCACAGUUGUCUUUAACUGUUCUCGAGCCGGAGAUACAGCGAGAAACAAGGGACCACAAAAACGUAACGCGAGAAACCAUAUAGCUAUUUUCCCAUGUUUUAUUGGCGAGGAGUCAGCCCUAGAAACUGCGAUUCAAAGAGCGCAGUAUUCCUAUGGAAAUCAAGAAUUAAAGAUAAGAAAUUUACGACUGCUGAGCUAAAAUGUGUCGAGGUCAAAAUUUUACUAUGUGUGAUAGUGACUAAUAUGAAUGUGCAUGUGGUACAUGCAUAAAAGCAUACGAAUACAUUUUUAAAAUUCAUUCACCUCGUUUAUUGUGAAACUUACGUGAAAUAUGCGAGAUUAUGAUAACUUACUUGACUAUAUUUUUGUCACUCCUAGACGUAGUAUUUUGCUUGCCAGUCAAAUAAACUUGUAUUAAUGAUUUUCAUUUUUUCUACUAUGUUCAAUUUGAACAUUUAUUUACGUACGAAUUCUGUGUAACAACGCUCUAGAUUGUCUAGACGAUAAAAUAUACGUAUAAAAAGAGAAAUUAUACUUCACUAUUAAUGCUUACAGAAAAAAAUUUAAUGCGAAAAUUCUUCGUAUCAUAAUAAUUGAAAUGAAAAAUAAGACACUUUUAUCUAACAGUGGCAAAAUUGGUAAACAGAUACCACGUAUGUUUCACAUACAAAAAUACUCUUUUCAAUAUGUAAAAUAGAUAUCUGUGAUUAUAACUAUUUGUAGUUUAACUUUAUUUGAAGAGUAGUGUAACAUAUCUUACGUUUCUAUUUUUAAAAGUUUGUGAAUCACAUUCGAAAAUUCAUUAUAAAGUAGACAAGUAGACCUAAUGUUCUUAACACUGGUGAAUUUUUGGAUUUGUUUUCAAAAGCUGUUUAUUUCUAAUUUCUUUCAGAUUACCUAUUACGAAUUACGUUUAAUUUGUAAUAUGCUCUAUUUACAUUUUUGAGCGUAAGAUGAUAUGACAACUGCAUUUAUAAUAUAACGAAUAAUUUCUUGUCCGAUUUAUAUCUAUAACUUGCUUAACCGGGCACUGCCGAAUUUACUGAUAUAUGUAAUUUUUUGAGAUAGCAAAACAAGCACUUGCCAACUUGUAUUUUUAUUAUGUAGAGUUAUUUAUUGGGCAGAUUUAAGUUAGGUGUAAGGUUGAUAUCUAUCAAAAUAAGUAUUAACUCUUAGGCUAUAUAUCUAUUUAUUAGAAAUAAAUGUUUUUAAAUGA